Molecule: messenger RNA, 2003 nt
Organism: Drosophila kikkawai
Lineage: Eukaryota; Metazoa; Arthropoda; Insecta; Diptera; Drosophilidae
Product: carboxypeptidase D
Biological process (GO): peptide metabolic process; protein processing
Molecular function (GO): metallocarboxypeptidase activity; zinc ion binding
Source: RefSeq, a predicted model, not a curated record
GAGGCGGGGUAAUAAUCCAGGGCGAACACGUUUGGCGGCGGCAUGCCACCAGGGGGCAACGUUCGCAGAUCAAGAUCUGCACGUAGCCAAGCUCAUCAUCUCAAAACCCAUCUCCUAGCGAUUCGCGAUUCGAUUUGGAGCCAGUCGGUGCGGUGGUGGCCCAACCAGUUGGCUCUCAUUUCGAACCACAUUUCGCACCGCCAGAGAGCCAGCCAGCCCCCUGACUUAAAUGGUCUGCCCGCUGGCCAGGUUUAUCCAUUCGCAGACUCACCGCCGACCGACCAUGAUCUUGCGGACGACGACAACACCACUCCAGCAACAGCAACAGCUUCAGCUUCUGCUCUUGAUGCUCCUGCUGCCGGCCAUAACCAUGGCCAAGACAGUGAAUCCCACUGGUGAUCCGCUGCAAAUUCAAAUCCAGCCGGAGAGGGGACUGCCGGAGCCCAGGGCCUAUAUGCCAGAUGCCCAGCAUCUGGACUUUGUCUACCACGAUCACGAGGAGCUAACGAGGUUUCUAAGAGCUACUAGUGCCCGGUAUCCCAAUCUUACGGCUUUGUACUCCAUUGGCAAGUCGAUCCAGGGCAGGGAUCUUUGGGUAAUGGUGGUCAGCUCUUCGCCGUAUGAGCAUAUGGUGGGCAAACCGGACGUCAAAUAUGUGGGCAAUAUCCAUGGCAACGAGCCCGUGGGUAGGGAGAUGCUCCUCCAUCUCAUCCAGUACUUUGUGACCAGCUACAGUUCCGAUCAGUAUGUCAAGUGGCUGCUGGAUAACACGCGGAUUCACAUAUUGCCCACCAUGAAUCCGGAUGGUUAUGCUGUGUCCAAGGAGGGCACCUGUGACGGCGGUCAGGGAAGAUAUAAUGCCCGUGGCUUUGAUCUGAAUCGGAAUUUCCCCGACUACUUCAAGCAGAACAACAAGCGAGGCCAGCCGGAAACGGAUGCGGUGAAGGAUUGGAUAUCCAAGAUACAGUUUGUGCUGAGCGGCAGUCUCCAUGGUGGCGCCUUGGUGGCCAGUUAUCCCUACGACAAUACGCCCAACUCCAUGUUCCAGACCUACUCGGCGGCGCCGUCCCUAACGCCCGACGAUGAUGUGUUUAAGCAUUUGUCCCUGGUCUAUGCCCGCAACCAUGCCAAGAUGUCCCGUGGCGUGGCCUGUAAAUCAGCGACGCCGGCCUUUGAGAAUGGUAUUACGAAUGGCGCCGCGUGGUAUCCACUGACCGGCGGAAUGCAGGACUAUAACUAUGUGUGGUAUGGCUGCAUGGAGAUCACCCUGGAGAUAUCCUGCUGCAAGUAUCCGCCUGCCUACGAGCUCAAGAAGUACUGGGAGGACAACCAGCUGUCAAUGAUUAAAUUCCUGGCCGAGGCUCAUCGAGGAGUCCAGGGUUUUGUAUUCGAUCCGGCGGGCAUGCCCAUCGAAAGAGCCUCCAUUAAGAUUAAGGGUCGCGAUGUGGGCUUCCAGACCACAAAGUACGGCGAGUUCUGGCGCAUCCUGCUGCCGGGUUACUACAAAGUAGAGGUCUUUGCCGAAGGCUUUGCCCCGCGUGAGGUGGAGUUCGUGAUUGUGGAGCAGCAUCCUACGCUGCUCAAUGUGACGCUGCAGCCCUCGAAGUACCUGGUUGGAGGUUCAUCCUCUACCACCCAGGCCUCCUCGGGGAAAAGGCGCGUCAAUGGCAAGCUGCAGUUGUCCACCGAUUAGGUCCAAAUCCCAUCACAAGGAGCCUCAGCCGAUCGAGAGAGCGUCGAGGGUGGCUUGUAAAUACUAGCUGAAGUGCUUUAGUUUUUACUAACCUCAUUAACCUUAUGGUUUUCAAGUUCCUUUCAGAAUUCUUUCUUGAUUUCUUUUCUUAGUUCCCUCCCUAGUUCCUUCCCGAGUUCCUUAGUUUCCCCCACACCGAUUCUGGUAAAAGGACCUUCCCUGAUGCAAGGUUUCCUCCUCUCCCUCUCUAUCUCUCUCCUAAUUUAAGUGUUGUUGUUGUUAAUAAUAAUAAAAUGUAAAAGAAAACCGA